UCAUAAUGCAUCGUAAUUUUCGGAUAUUAUUUGUUAUCUGUAUAUGUAUAUACUUAUCAACAUGUACGCCAUAUUCACCAUCAUCGGCAGCCACAACUGGACGGCGUAAAUCUAAAGACCACUACGUUGAAAAGCUACCGAGUCGUGCUCCACAAAUACUGUGUCAAAAUGAUGAUCCAACAGCUGCAAUCCAUUGUUUUUGUAAUACCGAUGUUUUCAAUAAUGCAUCACGUGCUGAAUGUUUCGUUUUCUCGAAUGUAACCGAAGAUAAUCCAAUCUGGAGUACAUUUACGACUCAAGUAAAUAUGAUGGAACUAAUAAUAACACUACGUUCGGAUAAAAAAUUAUGUUUUGUACCGACCGAAGCCCUGAAACCGUUACGUCGUUUGAAAAAACUAACGAUUAAAUACGCAAGUAUUACGGAAAUACAUUCAUACGCGUUCGCGAAUUCGUCGAGUGUACGGGAAAUAACGAUAUCACGGAAUCAAAUUGAAGUGUUAGCACCAUACGCGAUUGCUCAUUUACCAAGUUUGGAAAUAUUGACAUUGGAUAAAAAUCGGUUAUCGGAAUUAAAUCGUAAUGUUUUCUAUGAUUUACCACGAUUACAAAAUUUAUAUAUUAGUGAGAAUAAUUUAACAGUGAUCCAUGAUAAUGCGUUUAAUCAUUUAGGAGCAUUACAUAAUUUGGAAUUAGAUCGUAAUGCUAUCGGAGUUGUGACACGUGAUACAUUCGCGGGUUUAAGUGCAUUGAAACGUUUGGAUUUAAGUUUUAAUCGGUUAACAAUUUUGGGUGAUUUAACAUUUGCAGAAUUGUGGAGUUUAGAGGCAUUAAUAUUAGAGAAUAAUGAGCUUCAAGUAAUCUCUGAACGUGCAUUUGAUGGAUUGACACAGUUAAAACAACUAACAUUAAAGAAAAACUAUUUAAAGGCAUUACCAAAUGGUUUACUUGAGGGAGUACCAACAGUGAACAAUCUAGAUUUACGACAUAAUCAACUACAAACUUUGACACGUGAGAAUAUUCAACCAAUAUUUGAUACAUUACGGAAUACAUCAAGUUUCUUAUACAUUGAACAAAACAAAUUUAUAUGCGAUUGUCGACUCUCAUGGAUGCACAAAUUACGAAACGAGACAAAAAAUUCCCAGGUUCGUAACGUUUUAGACGAAGUAACAUGUCGAUUUAAUCGUGUUAACAACGAUGAUGAAUCAAUUCAAGAUAAAAUUACCAUAACAUCAUCGGUCAUGCGUAAUCAUAACACGAACGGUAUCCGAAAUUCCCUCAAUGAUCAUAACAUUGAUAGCGAUGCAGACUUGGAAAACAUGGAUGAUAUGGAAGAAGAUGAUUACGAUGAUAAUUUCGAACAAAAUACAAAAGUUGCUACAAGUUUUGUAAUCUCGUCCGAUCAUAACAAACAUGCAUCGAAACAUUUAUUAAACAUCCCACCAGAAACAUUACCAUGUCCACAACCAAUAAAAUUCCCAACUGGGGCACCGAACACGGCAUUACAUACUCCUAUGUAUAAAGAUACAAAUUUUUUCGGUCCAAGUUUCGGUAGUUCAUGGUCCAGUCAAUCAAGUUAUAUUUUAGUUUUAUCAUUUUUAUUAAUUUCAUUUAUUCAUCAUAUUGUGACAGGAGCGUAA
Molecule: messenger RNA, 1637 nt
Organism: Chrysoperla carnea
Lineage: Eukaryota; Metazoa; Arthropoda; Insecta; Neuroptera; Chrysopidae
Gene: Con
Product: connectin
Exons: 3
Coding region: 6-1637 (543 amino acids)
Molecular function (GO): protein binding
Source: RefSeq, a predicted model, not a curated record